This is a messenger RNA of Chlamydomonas reinhardtii, 6851 nucleotides long. RefSeq lists its product as uncharacterized. The transcript is spliced from 11 exons. Gene Ontology annotation, molecular function: ATP binding; protein kinase activity. The record is from RefSeq and is a predicted model, not a curated record. Gene Ontology annotation, biological process: protein phosphorylation. Bases 307 to 5841 code for a protein of 1844 amino acids. NCBI's taxonomy places the organism in Eukaryota, Viridiplantae, Chlorophyta, Chlorophyceae, Chlamydomonadales, Chlamydomonadaceae.
UGAUGCAGUGCUCGCGACCUCGCGAGGCCGAAACUCAGCGACAACAAUCGGCCUGUCGGUUCAAAUCUAUGUUUUGCUCUGGCGUCGCCUGGUAUCUGUCUUGCAGUAGUUACUUUCGCAGAAGUUGCACUUUGCAUUAUAAGCUUGAAGAUAGCAGCGAGCGUGCCGACGGAACAAGUUCAGGAAGCUUGCAAUAGCAGCACAGACCGCGCGAAUCUGUUUCUCCUCUUGUCCGUAAAUGAUAGCGUUCGCGUAAAAGCCCAAGGGCCUAAAAGGGGAAGGCCAGGAGCGGCGCAACUGCUCGAAAUGGAGCUCGACAACCCAGACCUACGCUAUGAGGUCCGCGAGGUCAUCGGCAAAGGCGCUUUUGGAGAGGUCAACCUUGUCGUUGAGAAGACCACAAGGCAACGGUAUGUGCUGAAGCGCAUCAAAAUGGCACGACAGUCGGAGUGGCAACGGAAAGCCACCCGCCAGGAGAUAGAAAUCGUCUCCCGGCUGCGGCACCCGUUUAUCAUGCCGUACAAGGAGCACUGGACGCACCACGGCCACACCAUCAACGUGGUGUACGGCUACUGCGAGAAGGGAGACCUCACCACCGCCGUCACCAAGCAGAAGGGCAAGCCCUUCAGCGAGGAGCAGCUGCGGCUGUGGCUGGCGCAGCUGCUGCUGGCGGUGGAGUACAUGCACAGCCAGCAGGUGCUGCACCGGGACAUCAAGACGCAGAACAUCCUUCUGACCGGCGAUGGAGAUGUGCAAGUCGGUGACUUCGGGCUGUCCACCGUGCGCGUGCCCAGCGCCGGCGAUGCUCACGGCGCGCCAAAGCACGGCGACACAGACGACACGGACACCAGCGACGCUGCCGGCGGCGGCGGCGGCGACACACCUCCGCUGCCGCACACGCCGCCACAGCACGGCCACGCCCACGCGCACCCACACGGGCACGGGCACGGGCAUGCGGGCGCCGACGCCUACGUUGCGGGUCUGGCGGCGGCCAUGCAUGGCGGCGGCGGCGGCGGUGGCGGCGGAGCCCACGGCGGCGCCGGCGGCGCUCACGGCGGCGGCGCCCAUGGUGGGCUGCACGCGCCGGGGCCGGCGGCGCCGGGCGCGGGCGGCCCCAUCACGCCCAACCACCACGUGCUGUCGCCGCCCCAGGCGGAGAAGGGGCGGAAGGACCAGGCGCACAAGGCGGCGGCGGCGGCGGCGGCGGCUGCUGCGGCGGCUGGGGCGGGGGCCGAUAAGGCGGAGCUGGCGCAGACGCCGGCGCAUGAUGCCAAGGGCACCCGCAAUGACUACGCGCUGGUGGGCACGCCGCACUUCAUGAGCCCCGAGCUCCUGAGCAACGCCAAGUACUCGUUCGAGACCGACAUAUGGUCGCUGGGUGUGGUGAUGUAUGAGCUGACCACGCUCAAGCCGCCCUUCAACGCCUUCAACCUGGCGGGCCUGGUGGCCAAGAUCAAGCGCGCCGCGCUGCCGCCCAUCCCCGCCGGCUACUCGGCCGACUGGGCGGGCGUGCUCAAGAGCAUGCUGCGCAAGGACCCCGCCCGCCGUGCCUCGGCUCUAGAGCUGCUCGCGCUGCCCUCCAUGGCAGCGGCGCUGGCGGCGGCGCGGCAGCGGGCGGCGGCCAUCAUGCCCGACGUGACGCUGCCCAUCAUAGCCACAGUGUCCAUCCCGCGCCAGCUCUCCGGCACAAGCAGCGACGGUGGCGCCCUGGGACCGGACACCUUCAGCUUUGCCGCGCCCGGUGCUGCCGGAGCUGCCGCCGCGGCCGGCGCCAACCGGGCCACCCCCGGCGUCACUCCCACAGCGACCGCCGCAGCUGUGACGCCCAUGCUCACGACACGCGCCGGCGGAGCCACCACCCCUGGCACGGAUGACGAGGGCGGCGCCGGCGGCGGCGGCGGCGAGCUAUCGCCAAUGAGCAAGUUCCCUGACCUGCAGGACGCGGCGGCGAUGGACUCGCCGCUACCGGCCCGGCCCAUGCCGCCGGCGGCGGAGGCGGCAGCGGCAGUGGCGGCGGCGGCGGCGCCUUCGGCGGCGGCGAUGCGUGGAGCGCGCGGCGGCAGCGCGGCGGGCGCUGUGGGAGAGGCAGCCCGCGCGCGGACCCCUGCGGCCGUGCGCAAGCCUGGCGGCUCAGCAGCCAGUGCGCCGCCGGCUGGCACCGCAGCGGCGGCAGCCGGCGGCGGCGCCGCCGCGAAGCGCUAUCCCACGCCACAGGGCGCCGCCGCCGCGCGCGCCAACGGCGGCGGCGGCGGCGCUGCGGCCAAUACAAUUGCCGCCCGAGCCCGGACGCCUGCGCGCGGAGCUGCGGCUGGUGCCGGCGGCGGCGCCGCUGUGGGCGCCACGAUGGGCAGCGGUGCCACGGGCAGUGAGAAGGACGACGCAUCGACCAGCGGCGCCGCGCCAGCAGCGGCAGCACCAACGGCGGGAGCCCCGGCGGCCCGCUUGGUGCGCAAGCCCGCUGCCCGCGAGGCUGCUCCCACUCGUCCGCGCGCCGCCGCCGCCGCCGCCGCAGCACCAGCACCAGCAGCCGGUGAGGCCGUGGAAAGCGGCGCGGACGCGGCCGCUCGCAACCGCAGCCCCUCGGCGCCCCAGGGCCGCCCAGUGCCGGCUGUAGCGCGGCAGCGCUCCGAGACGCGCGCCGGGGCUGCCGGCUCUGCUGGCGGCGCGGCGCCGCCGCCGCCGCCCGUGGCCCGCACAAGCAGCACUCGCCGCGCCGGCCUGCUCGACACAGCGGCGGCGGCGCCGCCGCUGCCGGUGGCGCCGGUGGCGGUGCCGCCGCCUGCUCUUGACGUUGAGGGCGAGGCGGCCGGGGUGGCAACGACACCCGGGUCGGAAGCCGCCAAAUCAAGCACGCCGACAAGCACGGGCGGGGCUGGCCCCGGCGCGGGUGCGGGGCAGCGCUCCCCCAACGCCGUGGCGGCAGGCGCGAGCAAGGCAGCAGCCGGGAAGGAUGGGUUGCCGUGGAGCCGCUCCUCCACGGCGCCCCGGGCGGCGGCGGGGCCGCGCGUCUCCCGCACCGGCGCGGCCGCCUCCCCGCCAGCGGGUGCCAACGGCGCGGCCGUGAGUCCGUCCGGUGGCGGUGCGGCGCCGGCGGCCGUGGGCACCAGGCGCGCGGCUGCCGCCGGCGCCGUGGAGGGCGCCGCUGGCGGCGGCAUCCUUGGCCGUGCCGCGCGCGUCAGCGCCUCGCCGAUUCGCGCGGGCGGCCCCCCGGCCCCAGGCCCCAGUGGGCGCCGCUCCAACCCCGGCACCGCUGGACCCGGCGCCGCGCCCGGCCCAGCGGAGAAGCGCGUGCGGCGCAGCUCCUACGUCGUGACGGCGUCUGGCGGCGCCGCAGCAGGCAAGCCUGCUAUCGCGGCAGCCGCGGCUGCUGCAGCAGCUGCGGCGUCGAAGGCCGCGCCGGCGCCGGCGCCCGCGCAAGGCAAGGCGGCAGUAGCUGCGGAACCCGAGCGACCCGCGGGCGACAGCUCCGUCGUGUCCUCGGCCGGCGGCAGUAGCAACGAGUCCAUGCCGGCGGCGCCGGCGCCGGCGGCGCCCACAGACGAGCUGUCACCUGGGCUGCUGGCCGCGGCACGCGUGGCGUUAGCGGCGGCGGGCGGCGAUGCGGCGCCGGCGCCGGCAGCUGGGCAGCAGCCGGCGCCGCAGCAGCGGCCCAGCAUCUCCAUGACGACUGAGGACUCGGAGAUGUCCUACCCCAGUGGCAGGUAUGAGGCAUCGGAGAUGUCGCAGCCCGGGGGUGCCCUUGACUGCGUCGAGUCGGCUGACGUCGGCGCCGCCGCCGCGGUUGGCGUCGCCGACUCCCUGGCCGACGGUGGCGCUGUGCCGGCGGCCGUCGCUCUGUGGAACAGCAACUCGCUCUAUUCCACCGGCGGCGCGCAGUUCGGGAGCUACGGCGCCCUGGCGGAGGCGGCCGCCGCCGGCGCCGGCGUCAGCGGCCGUGCCAUUGGCAACGGCGCCGCAGCCGCGGCCACCCCGGCCGCGGCGCUCUCGCGCGCCUCCACCACCCUCAUGUCGGUCGGCGGCAGCACCAACCUCUCUGACCUCCCACGCCGCGUCUCGAUCUCCGCCUUCACGCCCGGCCUUGCCGGCGGCGCUGAAGGCGCCGCCGCCGCCGGCGCAGCUGCCGACUGCGGCGACGCCACGCCGGGCUCGGGCUCCUCCACCGUCGCCUCCUCGCCCGUGCCGCACCGGGCCAGCGGCGGCACCCUGGAGGCGGCGGCGCGGAGGGCGGCGGCGUCGCGCCUGGCCUCCGCCGGCCCUUCCGCCGCCGUGGAGGGCCCACUGUCAGAGGGCGAGGAGGAGGAGGCGGACGGCGAGGCGGCGCCGCCUGUCGUGCCUGGCGACGCCUACGACAGCCCAAGCUCCUUCAUCACCGGAUCCACCACAGCCAUCAGCGGCGCCGGCACCACGGGGGCCGGCACCACGGGGGCCGGCACCACGGGGGCCGGCACCACGGGGGCCGGCACCGCCGCUUCCACGCCGCUGUCCGCCGCCGCCGCCGGCCCCUCGCCGGGGGCAGCGGGCACACCUGGCAGCGUCAGCUCUGCCGCGGCGCCGUCCCAGCGGCGUGGCCGCGGCAUCUUCGGCGGCGGCAUCUUCGGCGGCCUGAACUCGGCAGCGCGGGCAGGCCGCCGCGCGCCGGGAACCGCUGCCGCCACUGCCACCGCCACCGGCAACCCUGCUUCUGACGCUGCCAAUGCCGCCGGCCGGCCCGCAUCCCGCCUGGCUGGAGGGGCGUCGAGCAAGGCGCUGGCGGGGCCGCCGGCGGCGGCAGCGACACAGCCGCCUGCUCCCGCUCAGCGCCAGCCGCCCCCGCACCCGAGCCUGCGAGCCAGCCACGAGACCGCCGGCAGCGAUGGCAGCGCCGCCUGCAGCGCCUCCGCCACUGUGGGCCUCGUGCCCGGCGGCGCGCCGCCGGGAACGGCCGCCGCGGCGGCAGCCGCGGCCGCAGCCGCCGCCGGCGACGGCCCGGCCUCUCCCUCCACCGCCAGCGUGCAGCGCAGCUUUGCCGGAUUCGCCAUCCACCAGCCGCCCAGCCCGUCCGCCUGGCCUGCGCCCAGCGGCGCCGCCGGCGUCACGCACUCGCCCGGCGCCUCCGCCGCCUCCUCGGGCGACGCCACCUCCAACCUGCGCCCGGUCAGCCUCUUCCCCGGCGGCGCCUCCGCCGCCACCGCCGCCGCCGCACCUUCCGGCGUCUCCGCCGCCUCCGGUCCCGCUGCUGCCGCCGCCACCGACGACGACGCCACGUCAGCGCCGUCGCCGGCCUCCGCCUCCGCCGGCGGCGCCGCCUUUUCGGUUCCUUUGGGCAGCUCAGAGCGGCAGCAGCUGGCGCAGCUGCAGCGGGUGGUGGCGCUGUCGGCGUCGCUGCUGGAGGCGGGGCUGGUGGAGGAGCUGGGCGAUGUGCUGUCCUCCUCCCUGCGGCGGCCGCUGGCGCUGCCGCCAGCCCUGCUGCAGGGCCUUGGCGCGGGAGCAGCGGGUGUGGGUGUGGGGGCGGGUGUGGGGGCGGGUGUGGCGGGCCUGCCGGCGCGCGGGCAGGCGGUGCGGGUGGCGGCGGGGUCGCUGCGCGGCGAGAGCGGCGUGGUGCGGUACCGCGGGCCCUGCCACUGGAGCGCCGGCUACGUGGUCGGCUUGGAGCUGCCGCCGGCGGCCGCCCCCUCGGCCAGUGCCGCCGCCGCCAAGGCCUCGCCUGGCGGCGGCGGCGGCACAGCCGCGGGCGGCCCGGGUGCGCCGGCUCCCACGGGCGUGCGCGACGGCGUCACGUACUUCCGGCUGGCUGGGGGGCCCGGCUACAGGGCGGCAUUCGUGCCGGCCGACCAGGUCGUGCCGGUGAGAGCGCCGGGGUGAGCGCCGGAGCGCCGGGGUGAGCGCCGGGUUGAGCGCCGGAAGACCUGGGUGAGUGCCGGUGUGGGGGCGCGCCGGGGUCAGUGCCAGGGCCUGUGCGAGGGAGGCGCGGCUUAGUAGGUGAGGAGGCGAUGGCGCGUGCGUGUGCCGGAAUAAGGUCAAAACGCCUGUGCGUAGCACAAGGUACGGUGAGCGCGGGGCGGGUAAGGCUGUGGUCAAGCAAACGGGCCAGGCAGGCGCUCCCGUGUACCCCGGUAAUGACGGGGCAGCAAGGCUAGAGGGGGAAAUGUACCUCGUGCUUCAGUGCUAUCCAAGUAAGGAGGUUCAAAACAGGUCAGAUGGCAUGAGGUCGCAGUAAUGGUUGGGUGGCAAUAUGAUGCUAGCAGGUGUUUAGAAGCUGUGUUUAUAUGGGUGGAGAUGGGCCGGACUUAGCAGGGCCGAUGGGGGGGAAAUUCCGUGGCCGGAAAUAUACUGCUCUGUGACGGCUGGCUAAAUAGUCGCUCCUGCAAAAGAACAUGCUGGUGGUUGCUGGUCUAGACGCCACGUGUGUUUGUUACGUGUGGAUGACAUGGUGGGCGAGCUGGGGCAGCGAGGGAAUGAAGUGAAUGGCACGCCGUUACAUUGAUGCAUGUAGAGAAAAAAUAGAUAAACCUUCAUCCUGGGACAGCUCCGACUAACCCCCAACUAACUCGUGUACGGCACUCCAACCCCCCUCAGCCGUACAGGAGGUAGCGUGGCAGUCGGCAGCUGCACGAGUGUGAGCAGGUAGUUGUACGGCGGCCCGGCUCGGAAGCUACCUGACUGUAGUGACGCACACUGGUCGUUGGCGGUUGUCGGCAGGCGCGCGAGUGGGAGCGGGCAGUUGAGCGCACACGCGUGUGGGAAGCUGCAGUGGAGUACGGUGGAACACGGCGGAGGCUGGCGGUUGGCGCGGCGUGUGAGUGGGAGUGCAUAGUCGUGCGCGCGCCGUCUAGGAAGCUGUGUGUGUGAGCUGCGUGUAAGCUCAGAGAGAC